AAUGUUGUAUUUUGAAUAGUACAUGUAGUUAUAUUCAUACAAAUAAAUUUACGAUGUUUAUCAAUCUUCUGUAUGCUUAACAUCUAUCAGCUUCCCUCUUAAUUCCUUUUAAUUUUCUCAAAAUGUGUUGUGACUCUCUAAUUACUCCUUUUUUGGUCUAUUCUUUUGUAUUUUAGCUUUAGAUUCUUAAUUUAUACUAAUUCAAUGGUUAUUCUUCUCCAAUACUCAUCUUUUAGUUCCUUGAUUCCAAAUACUUUUCUGGGUAUUUUUCACUUCCAUGUUUCAACUUUAUUCUCAAACUUUUCCAAUAUUUACAAAAGUACGAGGGUUGCUAUUCAAGUUUAAGAUAGAAAAAAAAUUAUAAUUGGCUUUAUUGGUUUUCAAAAUAUUCUUCAUUAAGAUCAAUACACUUUUCUUUGCGUUUGAAACAAUUGACGAAGCAUUUUUUAAUGUCAACUUCUUCUGGAAAGCCUUGUUACCAUUUUGUCAUUCUUAUUGUUAAUCUUAGUUAAACAAGACUUUUUUGAGUCUAUGUAUGACUGUCCGUUCUAAUAGUAACCUUUUAUUUAUUAUGUGGUUUCAAAUAAUUAAAACAGAAAAUAUUUUACCUCAAUUAUUAUUCUGAAAUUAAUAUAUGUAUAUAUAAUAUGAACCUAUCGUUUGUUACAGAUGGAAUUCAAAUGUAAACUCUUAAUAUUAGCAGUCAUUAUAGGAGUCAUGCAUCUCCGAAUGGUCUAUCCUCAAAUCAGAGAAAGUCAAAAAUAUUGUGGUGGUCAAAUAGGCAAGGCGCUAUCAACAAUAUGUAAAGGAAAUUACAACACCAUCAAAAGGAUAACCAAGAUUCCUCGACCAGUAUACAUAGACGACAUGUAUUCAGAUAUGCCAGCAGCCAGAGGAGAAAGUUUAGAAUUUCCUUUCCAAACGAAAGCAGAAGCAACUUCUUUACUAGGUAAACGGAGGAGAAAGCGAACAGGUGUAUACACAGAGUGUUGCGAGAAAUCUUGUACAAGAGAAGAACUAUCCUCAUAUUGUGCACAAGGAAAACGACGGAGAUAAUAAUAAUAAUAAUGAUAAAAAGCAAACCAAGUGAUUGUGAUACUAUCUUUAAAUUUAGUAUUAAGUUGUUGACUUAAUAUAAAAAUCUGGAUAUCGGUUGAGUGACCAAAUUGAAACGAAUCUUACAUUUUUUCUAUGAAAAAUAAUAUUUUCCACUUCCAGUGGAUAUGAGUUAGUUGAACUCGAGUGGAACAAGGGUGAGGCCAUGUUUAAUCUAAGUUAUAAUCUUUAAAAAAUGAUUUAACGAAAGGUAUGAUUUACAUUAACAGUCUCCAAUAGAAAAAAAAACUAUCUGUGAAAUAUAUUUUUUGAUUGUUCAAGUAAAACUCGUCAAGAUUUUUUUUUAUAUCUAACCAUUCAUUAUUGAUAAUUUCCACAUCUGAUAUUUCUAAUAAUGUAGAGAAAAUUAUAUAUUAUUGUUCCAAAACAUAAAAGUGUGCUUUAUAAAUGCGAUUUUUGAAUAUUUUAUACAUCUACUGAUAAUUUGGCCCAAAGAAAAUACUUGCUAAUUUCAUUCAAUAUUUAUCUGAGUCUACAUAUCAUUUUUCCAAUUUAGAUCACUAGAAAUUAAAUAUUUCAAUUCUAUUUACCUGAUAAUAAAAAAAGGGGUAUUUGUGUCCAAUUUACACAUAAAAUGUAACCUCAAACUGCGUAAACUGUUGUAGAUAUUUGUAUAUAAAAUAACUGAAGUUAUUGACACUACAUUUUGAUGUUCUCGCCCUUUUAUUCUUUCUUCAUUUACAUGAAUUGAGAAAUAGAUGUGUUAUUAUUACUACUCGACUAUUAAACAUUUAAUUUAUAAUUCAUAAAUAUUGUUUGCUAUUUGUUUACAUGUGUUACAAAUAAGGUAUGAAAAUGUUUGAGCUGGAUCAACAAAUCACAUAAAUUCUUACGUAACCACAGAUCACUUUUAUUCAGAUAGAACACGACAAUGUUAUUUGUUUUAACCAUAGACAAAGUGAUACUAUACUGGUCUUUCAAUAGAAUUCGUAUCUCUGUCAAGUGUUUCUUUUAAUAUCUUGUAUCGUACUCCUUCCGUCGUUACGAAUUGCUAUGUCUGUGGUUCUAACCAAAUUAACGUUGACUGGGGGGUGUAAACUUGAACUAUUAUUAUGACAUCCUUCAAAAAAUACUGGCAGGUUUAAAUUUGGCGCGUUAUUUGAAUUACUUGAAGGUAGUUCAUACUAAGAAUUAAUUUCGAGAACCAUUAUAUACUUUCGAAACUAAUCUAAUAAUCUUUCAAUUAUAAUAACAAUGUAAACAUAACGUGUGUGGUAAAAAAUAAACCUAUUUUUAAACAAAAUAUUACAUACACAAAUAGCUAAUUAAAUUGUUACAUAUUAAAUAAUUAGACCAAAUUUUAUUAAAUUUCAUCACUAGAACUUCAUAAUACAUCACUUGCAGUUAAUUUAGUAUUGUUUAUAGCCGGCAGUCAUCUAUCAAAAUAUUUUAAGUCCUUAUAAGGAUUUGGGACUAUAGGCUAUAGCGCCUCUUAAGCCCCCAGCUUAAUCCGGCCCUGCAUUUAUCUUAUUUAUUUUUAUUGAACAAUUGAAUUUAAAUAGUUUUGAUGAAUAAUAGGCGAAAGAUUUUUAUCAUUUGUAAGUAUUUAGUAUAGGAAUUAUUCGAAAAUUACGAAAUUAAUAAAUUACAACAUAAUAUAGUAAAAAUAUUCGUUAUUUAAGAGACCGCAUGUAAUGAUGUAACACUAUUUAUUAUCUGCUCAGAAUGUUAUAUAUUUCGAUAACAUAAGAAUCCUAAAAAUGUUUUCUUUAUCAUAUUUUGGGUUCUAAAUUUUGAACGUGUAUGCGAAUCAUGAAUUAAACACGUGAUAGGGAGUCUUAAACUUAAACCGAUAACCUCAAUGUUAUUGUUUAUUUUGUUGGAUAUAUUCCUAAGUAUCUAACAAAUAUCCAAUUAAACAAAAGUUUUUUUUUUUAAAUUAGAUAUACUUUGUCGUGUUUACGUUUGAUAAUUGUUCAUUUUGGAUUUGUUAUAUAGUUUGAGAUUACGAAUCGAAAACAUUUCGAGUGAAAAUAUUUUGGGUACUCGGUUAGAACGCGUUUCAUCGCAAUGUUCUUCAAUUAAAUUAAACAUAAUAUAAUCAGUAGUUCGAAAUAUUUGUAGACUAUGAUCUCUUAGGAUCUUCACUUUUAAAAAUGCUAGAAACUUUCUAAUGAUUGUAAAGUGGUAAGGAAGUUGUUUCAUUUAAUAGCCUCACUUUAUAUUUUGGAAAUUUCCAUGAAUUAUCAUAAUCAAAUUGAGUAUAUUGUCAACUUUAUUUUUCACUUUACGCAUGAUAAUUCAAAAACUUACCGCAAAAAUAACCAUUUACAUGACAUUAUUUGAGAUAAGAUUUUCUAGUUUUCUAGCACCAGUGGUACAAUAAUAGAGAUUUUCUAAUUUUUUCACUUAUGACACUAUUUAAGUGUAUGAAGUUUUUUUGAUAGUUUCAGAUUAAUAUGCUGUUUGAAAGUUGAUUAACUUUUAGAUUAUUUGUAAACUCACUUUAUUUAGGCCAGAACUAGCAGUAAAAAACGUUUAAUUUUGUUAAUCAAUCAGUCGAUUUUUAUGAAAAUUUGAAUUCAAGCUCUCCUUACCCUCCAAUUCAAAAUCUACCCAGUGCCGAAGGGUACUUCUCAUUUUUUAGGGGUAAAAACUACCCCAUAUCGUAAAAAAUUUAAAAAUCUUCGAUAUUAGCAUGUAUUUGAGUAAAAUACAAUUUAAAUGAAUCAAUCGUAGUUCUGUUGAUAUUCUCAAACAAGUUUAUGAUUAAUCGGACUCAUGCAACCCCUCCAAAGACCAUUUUCUAAGGGUAGUAAUGUCGAAAGCUUUUUUUAGACACUCAUUAUAAUUUCGAUUUUCAUGAAAAUUUUAAUUCAAGCUCUCCUUACCCUCCAAUUCAAAAUCUACCCUGUGCCGAAGGGUGCUUUUCAUUUUUUAGGGGUAAAAACUACCCCAUAUCGUAAAAAAUUUAAAAAUCUUCGAUUUUAGCAUGUAUUUGAGUAAAAUACAAUUUAAAUGAAUCAAUCGUAGUUCUGUUGAUAUUCUCAAACAAGUUUAUGAUUAAUCGGACUCAUGCAACCCCUCCAAAGACCAUUUUCUAAGGGUAGUAAUGUCGAAAGCUUUUUUUAGACACUCAUUAUAAUCUCGAUUUUCAUGAAAAUUUUAAUUCAAGCUCUCCUUACUCUCCAACUCAAAAUCUACCCUGUGCCUAAGGGUACUUCUCAUUUUUUAGGGGUAAAAACUACCCCAUAUCGUAAAAAAUUUAAAAAUCUUCGAUUUUAACAUGUAUUUGAGUAAAAUACAAUUUAAAUGAAUCAAUCGUAGUUCUGUUGAUAUUCUCAAACAAGUCUAUGAUUAAUCGGACUCAUGCAACCCCUCCAAAGACCAUUUUCUAAGGGUAGUAAUGUCGAAAGCUUUUUUUAGACACUCAUUAUAAUCUCGAUUUUCAUGAAAAUUUUAAUUCAAGCUCUCCUUACUCUCCAACUCAAAAUCUACUCUGUGCCUAAGGGUACUUCUCAUUUUUUAGGGGUAAAAACUACCCCAUAUCGUAAAAAAUUUAAAAAUCUUCGAUUUUAACAUGUAUUUGAGUAAAAUACAAUUUAAAUGAAUCAAUCGUAGUUCUGUUGAUAUUCUCAAACAAGUUUAUGAUUAAUCGGACUCAUGCAACCCCUCAAAGACCAUUUUCUAAGGGUAGUAAUGUCAAAAGCUUUUUUUAAACACUCAUUAUAAUUUCGAUUUUAAUAAAAAUUUGAAUUCAAGUUCUCCUUACCCUCCAAUUCAAAAUCUACCCUGUGCCUAAGGGUACUUCUCAUUUUUUAGGGAUAAAAACUACCCCAUAUCGUAAAAAAUUUAAAAAUCUUCAAUUUUAACAUGUAUUUGAGUAAAAUACAAUUUAAAUGAAUCAAUCGUAGUUCUGUUGACAUUCUCAAACAAGUUUAUGAUUAAUCGGACUCAUGCAACCCCUCCAAAGACCAUUUUCUAAGGGUAGUAAUGUCAAAAGCUUUUUUUAAACACUCAUUAUAAUUUCGAUUUUAAUAAAAAUUUGAAUUCAAGUUCUCCUUACCCUCCAAUUCAAAAUCUACCCUGUGCCGAAGGGUGCUUUUCAUUUUUUAGGGGUAAAAACUACCCCAUAUCGUAAAAAAUUUAAAAAUCUUCGAUAUUAGCAUGUAUUUGAGUAAAAUACAAUUUAAAUGAAUCAAUCGUAGUUCUGUUGAUAUUCUCAAACAAGUUUAUGAUUAAUCGGACUCAUGCAACCCCUCCAAAGACCAUUUUCUAAGGGUAGUAAUGUCGAAAGCUUUUUUUAGACACUCAUUAUAAUCUCGAUUUUCAUGAAAAUUUUAAUUCAAGCUCUCCUUACUCUCCAACUCAAAAUCUACCCUGUGCCGAAGGGUGCUUUUCAUUUUUUAGGGGUAAAAACUACCCCAUAUCGUAAAAAAUUUAAAAAUCUUCGAUUUUAGCAUGUAUUUGAGUAAAAUACAAUUUAAAUGAAUCAAUCGUAGUUCUGUUGAUAUUCUCAAACAAGUUUAUGAUUAAUCGGGCUCAUGCAACCCCUCCAAAGACCAUUUUCUAAGGGUAGUAAUGUCGAAAGCUUUUUUUAGACACUCAUUAUAAUCUCGAUUUUCAUGAAAAUUUUAAUUCAAGCUCUCCUUACCCUCCAAUUCAAAAUAUACCCUGUGCCGAAGGGUGCUUUUCAUUUUUUAGGGGUAAAAACUACCCCAUAUCGAAAAAAAUUUAAAAAUCUUCGAUUUUAGCAUGUAUUUGAGUAAAAUACAAUUUAAAUGAAUCAAUCGUAGUUCUGUUGAUAUUCUCAAACAAGUCUAUGAUUAAUCGGACUCAUGCAACCCCUCCAAAGACCAUUUUCUAAGGGUAGUAAUGUCGAAAGCUUUUUUUAGACACUCAUUAUAAUCUCGAUUUUCAUGAAAAUUUUAAUUCAAGCUCUCCUUACUCUCCAACUCAAAAUCUACCCUGUGCCUAAGGGUACUUCUCAUUUUUUAGGGAUAAAAACUACCCCAUAUCGUAAAAAAUUUAAAAAUCUUCGAUUUUAACAUGUAUUUGAGUAAAAUACAAUUUAAAUGAAUCAAUCGUAGUUCUGUUGACAUUCUCAAACAAGUUUAUGAUUAAUCGGACUCAUGCAACCCCUCCAAAGACCAUUUUCUAAGGGUAGUAAUGUCAAAAGCUUUUUUUAAACACUCAUUAUAAUUUCGAUUUUAAUAAAAAUUUGAAUUCAAGUUCUCCUUACCCUCCAAUUCAAAAUCUACCCAGUGCCGAAGGGUACUUCUCAUUUUUUAGGGGUAAAAACUACCCCAUAUCGUAAAAAAUUUAAAAAUCUUCGAUAUUAGCAUGUAUUUGAGUAAAAUACAAUUUAAAUGAAUCAAUCGUAGUUCUGUUGAUAUUCUCAAACAAGUUUAUGAUUAAUCGGACUCAUGCAACCCCUCCAAAGACCAUUUUCUAAGGGUAGUAAUGUCGAAAGCUUUUUUUAGACACUCAUUAUAAUCUCGAUUUUCAUGAAAAUUUUAAUUCAAGCUCUCCUUACCCUCCAAUUCAAAAUCUACCCUGUGCCGAAGGGUGCUUUUCAUUUUUUAGGGGUAAAAACUACCCCAUAUCGUAAAAAAUUUAAAAAUCUUCGAUAUUAGCAUGUAUUUGAGUAAAAUACAAUUUAAAUGAAUCAAUCGUAGUUCUGUUGAUAUUCUCAAACAAGUUUAUGAUUAAUCGGACUCAUGCAACCCCUCCAAAGACCAUUUUCUAAGGGUAGUAAUGUCGAAAGCUUUUUUUAGACACUCAUUAUAAUCUCGAUUUUCAUGAAAAUUUUAAUUCAAGCUCUCCUUACCCUCCAAUUCAAAAUCUACCCUGUGCCGAAGGGUGCUUUUCAUUUUUUAGGGGUAAAAACUACCCCAUAUCGUAAAAAAUUUAAAAAUCUUCGAUUUUAGCAUGUAUUUGAGUAAAAUACAAUUUAAAUGAAUCAAUCGUAUUUCUGUUGAUAUUCUCAAACAAGUUUAUGAUUAAUCGGACUCAUGCAACCCCUCCAAAGACCAUUUUCUAAGGGUAGUAAUGUCGAAAGCUUUUUUUAGACACUCAUUAUAAUCUCUAUUUUCAUGAAAAUUUUAAUUCAAGCUCUCCUUACUCUCCAACUCAAAAUCUACCCUGUGCCUAAGGGUACUUCUCAUUUUUUAGGGGUAAAAACUACCCCAUAUCGUAAAAAAUUUAAAAAUCUUCGAUUUUAACAUGUAUUUGAGUAAAAUACAAUUUAAAUGAAUCAAUCGUAGUUCUGUUGAUAUUCUCAAACAAGUUUAUGAUUAAUCGGACUCAUGCAACCCCUCCAAAGACCAUUUUCUAAGGGUAGUAAUGUCAAAAGCUUUUUUUAACGACACUUAUAAUCUGGAUUUUCAUGAAAAUUUGAAUUCAAGCUCUACGUACCCUCUUCUACAAAAUCUGCCUUGUGCCGAAUCGAGCUUUUUAUAUUUUGGGGGGUGUUAACUACCCUUUAUUGUGAAAAAAGUUAAAACCUCAGAUUUCAUGCAUGUUUCGUGUAAAAUGAAGUUUAUAUUUAUUAUUCGUAAAUCUGUUGACAUUCUCAGACACCUCUAUGAUCAAUCAGAUUCAUGCAACCCCUCCAAAUCAUCCCCUAAUGUAAAUGAAUUGAGAAUAUUUCGUUGGUAUUUUUAAAAAGUGUUGUUUUUUAAAUAUUCCAACGCUUAUGAAACCCACUUUCAACGACCAAAUUUUUUUUAGAAAAAUAAUAAAAAAACAAAAAUAAGAAUAUUUAAAAAUAUAUUUGAAAAAAAAAAACAGUUGGUUUUUCGACAAUAACUCGCUCAAUUUUCAAGCUAGAAACUUUUUUUAAAAAACAUUUUGUAGGGGAUUUCAAGAACUUCAACGACAUAUCAAUUAAAACUUGUUUCAACCCCUCCAAAGUGCAGCUCAAAGGGGUUGCAUAAGCCACAUUUGAGACGCGAAUGCAAACUAAUCUAAUCAAUUUUUAUGAUACAUAGAUUUAAAAAAACACAAAGUUUUUGACAAGAAAAACCCAACAAUUAAGACUUUUCGAAACGUUCUCUCAUAAUAUGAAUAGUUUUUGGUUUAUUUGAGAAAUAAAUUACGUAAAUACAGUGUUCAGUUUAAUCGAUUACUUUUUCUAAAAUUAACAUUCAAAACCGGUGAAAUCACAUGGGUCACAACAAUAAUACAUAAAUAAAAUUAAUUGCAAGUGGAUUACGAUUAAUUUCGAUUAGGGUGGUAAUGGCAAGGGUAUAAUUAUUACAUUUUUUCAAAAAAGAAAAAACCUUAUUUUUGUUAUAAAUCAGUCAACUCUUAUGCAAAAAACUUUUAGCAGUGCUCAUUUUAAUGGUUUUUCUAAGUGCUUUGAAAAACAUCUGUCGAGUUUUUUCCAUAAGUUUAAUCAAUUUCAAGUUAUUUGAGGUUAAAGGUUUUUAAUUUCGGUGUUCCCCAAAAAUAGCUUCAACGAGCAAUAACUCAGUUAUUAUCGAAUUUACAGAGGUCAUUAAAAAACGAAUCUCUUUGUUUUUUUAUUAGCUACUUUUUUGAUCUGCACGAUUUUGCUGAUAAAAUGAAAACUUAUUAGUAAUUAAUGAAAAACUUUGUGAAAUAAAAGUUGCUUAGUCAAUCUAUCGACCUACGAGGUCGGCUGGUACCCGGCCUAAAAAUCCCCGUUUCUGUACCAAAAAAAAAAAAUACUAAUUUACGUCCACCUUACCAUUUUUGAAAUAUCAAAAUGAAUAGAUUAAAAAAAACUUUGUGAUAUUGUAAUAAAAGUAAGUUUAUAUGAUAAUAUUAUUAUAUUUGGGGUUAUUUUUUUGUAUUGUAUUUAUUCUAGUCCUUUGUUAUCUGUGAAACGUAGCAUUGGUAAAUUUUUGUUUUUGUAAUAUAGCAGCUUCGUUCGCGGUAAAUAAUUUGGACACAAGAAAUCUAAGAUUAUAAUUUGAAUUCAAAACUAGCUAAGAAAAUAAAAUGUAUAUAAUCGACUCGAAGGUUUCGCCAGAUUAAAGAUCCUUGCCCAAGUCCGAGAAUACAUUGAACGUAUUCAGAACACGGAAUUUUAAAUCCUGAACAACACCGCGAACGCACCAUUUCAAACUGCGCAUGAAUCUGGUGACAGAACAUGUUCAGGAUAUUUACCGCGAACAAAGCUAGUGCUUUUAAAGUCUUAUAAAACUAUAAAGUAAUUAGAUUAAGGCUGUGAAAUUCCCUGUUUUUUUUUAAUUAAUCAAUUAUAAUAUGAAAAUGUAAACAAUUUAUAUCAUAGGUACAUUGAGUCACUAUUGGUUUCUUUAUUACGAAUUUCAAUUUUUUACUUUAUUUAACUUGUUUUAUCACUAUUAUUAAAUGUUUUUGAAACAGUGGGUUAAAUAUGAUACCUUGCGGAACCCAACUUUAACGCUUACGAGGGUUGCUACUCCAGUUUUGAGACAGACAAACACAAAUUUUUAUAAUUAUUGGAUAUGGCUUCAUAGUUUUUUAAAAUACCCAUUGAGGUACCUCCAAAACGCGUGAUUUGAAUGCAUCAAUCGCUUCUUUAGGGUUUGACUUCUCAAUUUAUUUUCGGGAAUAAAAAUAAAUCAUCUGAAUUACCAAUGUAUUCGAUGUUUUCGCCGUUCAAAACGUUAUUGUUUGAACUGAUGUGUGAAAACUCGUAUUGUCGUGAUGGAGAAUGAUUCGGUUUUUUCGAACACGUCUUUUCAAGCACCGCGAUUGAAUUUUUUCAGCACUUCCUUGCACCAUUUGAGCUUUAUUGAGCGAUUAUCAAAUUAUGCUGUGUAUCCAACGCGAAAAAAUCUGUUUGACAGCCAAAUAUUCAUAAUGUAAUUCAUAAUACGUCACGUGAUAAUCUGGUAAUAUCCGUUCACGCGAAGCAUCGAUGUUUUCUGGCACAACACCCGAUUCAUCCUGUAGGGAAGUACGACCACGAUUGAACUAUAAAAACCAGAAAUACACGUUCUGAGUACGUUCGAUAUUUAUGAACGCAACGUCUGAUUUGACAUAUUCACAUCAGUUUUGCCAUAACUUCGUAGCAACCCUCGUAUGAAUUGUGGUUAGUUUUUAUGUUGGAGUAACUUGUUUCGAGUUGUUAAUAAUCUUGGACUUGCUUAAGCAAUAAUUAAGUACAAAAAUGUGUUUAUUAGAUAUUUAAGUGUUUUAAUUUGUGUUCAAUUAGUUUUAAAUAUUUUUUUUUGGUCAAAAAGUUUACAAGUGCUAUAAACGUGAAAUUAAUGUUAGAAAAUUGAUUUGAUUUUUGAAAAAAUAACCCCAUAGUGAUAAAUAAGAAGGCAGUAAGAUUUCAUAAUAGAGUUAUAAAAAAGGAAUAUUUUCGUGCUUUUUUUUUGAUAUUACAAUUAUAUUGAAAGGAAAUAAACUGCCUUUGGUGUAUGUAUAUUAGGAAAAAAAAUAUAUUUUGUUAAAAUUGACUUUUUGUUGAUUGUUUUGAAAAUUUAUUGAAAAAAUUGAAAAUAAAGAUGCCUUAAAUAAAAACUAAUGAUCAUUGUUUUAAUUAUACCUCAAUUAUUGGUUUCGAAGUUAACAUUACCUCGAGAAAAAAUUUCUACACCUGAAGAAGCGGUCAAAUCAAAAACUGUGGAGCCAUAUUCAAUUAUAAAUAUUUGUUUUUAUUUGUCUAGCUCAAAACUUAAGUAGCAACCCUCGUAUAUUAAAAUUUAUAAAAUCAUAAUCGAGAAAAUAUCGAUCCAUUUAGUAUCCAACUGAUUACUUAAUAUUUCUUCUUCUUUUUUGCAUUCGACUUUACUUCUAAUUCAGGCGGUCGUCUAGUUUAAUUCGAAUCGAAUAUCAGCUAAAAUCGAAUCUUAAUUUGCUUCUGUUACUAACGCCGAAAUCCGAAUAAAUCGAAUCGCCAAUAUUCACCCAAAAUUGGAUACGUUCAUAAUAACUUGACAUACAAAGUUUUGGACAUUUUUUCAAAUGCAUAUUUCGCACGAACAAUGUUAAAUUCAAUUCAACAUGGAUUACCGUUCAUUAAGUACUAUUAAAACUAGAGGAAGAUAUUAAAGUUUGUCCAAGUAGGGCCCAACUACUGAUAGAGAGAAAUAACAUCGGUAUUACACUCUACUUCAUUCUGAUUCGAUAUUUAAUAUCAUUCUUAUGCAUAGAACACCAAUCAGAAAAUAAUAGAAAGAUAUCUUUAUUAUCAGCUCUAUGUUUGUAAAGUGGUAUAUUUCGUUGCCCCAAUCUUCCCUACCAAAUAUUUUAUGAUCGCGAAUAGUGACGUUACCUAUGACGUAUUUAUUUCUCGCGAAUACUAAGGGCCUUAGAUUGAACGAUAUAUCAGCUGAUUUCCAUUUACAUUCAAGUGAACUGAGACACUCAUUUCUUACCUACGGGAUUGUAAAGUAGUUUAUUUCUUUGCCCCAAUCUUCCCUACCAAAUAUUUUAUGAUCGCGAAUAGUGACGUUAUCUAUGACGUAUUUAUUUCUAGCGAAUACUAAGGGCCUUAGAUUGAUCGAUAUAUCAGCUGAUUUCCAUUUUACAUUCAAGUGAACUGAGACACUCAAUUACGUGAGUUAAUAUUCUUAAUGACUAUGUAAAAUUCAACAUUAUCAUCUGUUACCCACAGGGAAAAAAUUGAUGACACGAUCUGACAACGUGAUGUCCUCAACCUCACUUUCAAUCUGAGUUCACGAAACUCAAGCUUAUGCAGAUUGCUGGUCAGUUGGUAUGGGAAAAGGGUAGUGGUAAGGGAAAGCAUACUGCGCAUGCUUGAGAAUGAGAACCGAGCUGAAAUCUAGGAGGAUAGAGAAGGUGUGUUGAACUGAGUUAUGACUUCAUAAGUGAGAAUAAUCUGAGUUUUGAUGUAAAUGGAAAGCAGCUAAUAUACUGAAGCUUCCAGUAAAUAAUGAUUAGAGAUAAUGCUUAGAAAUUAAUUUUGCAAAAGUGUCCUAAUCAAACGAAUGGAAUAGUACUUGAAAAAUAAUUUAGUUUACAUUAUGUUGGUCAUAGUGAAUUAUAAUUAUAAGUAACCAUAAACAAAAUUUUGAGAUAAAUAUUUCUAAUGUUGAUAGAUAAUAAAAAGUCUGCUUCGAAUGUUUGCUGCUAUAGAAUUUUCGAGAUAAUUUUUAAAAUUAGAAUAUUUUAUCGGGUUUAUCAUUGUUUGUAACCACAUAUUUAUAAUUAAACCAAUAUUUUG
Molecule: messenger RNA, 12208 nt
Organism: Diorhabda sublineata
Lineage: Eukaryota; Metazoa; Arthropoda; Insecta; Coleoptera; Chrysomelidae
Gene: Ilp3
Product: bombyxin F-1
Exons: 2
Coding region: 670-1056 (128 amino acids)
Cellular component (GO): extracellular region
Molecular function (GO): hormone activity
Source: RefSeq, a predicted model, not a curated record